UCUUCCCCCUCCGGCGCUGGAACUGGAAAGGAUUGUGGUGGUAGGUGAAGGCUUUCUCGGCGGGACGGAGGAAGGUUUUCUGGAUUUGAAUGUGGCGGAAGAGGAAGGAUCAACAAUCUUUGACUACGAUUAGUGGAGAAAACGAAAUGUGGACGAACAGAGGCGGUUUGGCUCGAUGUUAGGGUUUAAAGAGUGAGAAAAUUUAGAGGAAGACCAGAGCAAGUAAGAAAGCACCAAUGAUCUGCUUAUGCCUGAUUAGAUGGAUACGAAUUUAAUCCCAAGAUUGGGUCUUGAAUUUGAAACUUUAGAAGAAGCGUGGCAAUAUUGGGUGAGUUAUGGUGGCAAAACUGGAUUUGGUGUUAGAAAGCAAUAUUUCAGCAAGAGUAGGAAGGAUGGCACCAUAACUUCAUACAGAUACGUGUGUUGCAAGGAAGGUGUACGAAGGCCAGAUAAAAGAGAUUAUAAAACAAUUCAUCCUCGCCCAGAGACAAGAACAGGAUGCAAAGCAAGAAUGACAGUAUCACGCAUAAAUGGAAAAUAUAGAAUUGUUGACUUCGUUGAUGAGCACAAUCACCCGCUUCAUUUUCCAGAAACAGUGCAUUUGAAAGCAUCCCAACGGAAAGAGAAUGAGGAUGAGAAGGAUGUAAAGAUCCGAGAAUUGACUGCUGAGCUACAACGUGAGAGAAAGCGAAGAGCAGUUCUUCAACAACAGCUUGAGAUAAUUUUGAGAGAUGUUGAGGAACAUUCCAUUAAAGUAUCAAAAAGCAUUAAUGAUAGUCUUCAGAGAAUGAGAGAGGUUGAAGAGAAAGCGAAUAGCACCUCAUCCUCCUCGGCAAAGCUAGAUGCUACUAAGUAAUGCAAUUUGAUUCAUGUUUAUACAAAUAGGGGUAUAUUAUUGUCAUGAAAUGUAAUACUUUUUCUCUAGCUUGAUCUAUUGUUUUCAGCUAGUUCUUGUAGAAGCAACAGAAAUAUCCAUAUAGUAAUUUAUUUUGACGA
Molecule: messenger RNA, 996 nt
Organism: Prosopis cineraria
Lineage: Eukaryota; Viridiplantae; Streptophyta; Magnoliopsida; Fabales; Fabaceae
Product: protein FAR1-RELATED SEQUENCE 5-like
Exons: 3
Coding region: 260-856 (198 amino acids)
Source: RefSeq, a predicted model, not a curated record